UACGUCGCGGAGCGAGUCAUACGCUCUCCAUUGUCAGGACACAAACAUUCGUCCCUCCGCUCGAAGAAAAUGGGACUGCUCUCUAUUCUUCGUAAAUUACGGUCUAAUCCAGACAGGGAGCUGCGACUGUUACUUCUUGGGCUGGACAAUGCGGGGAAAACGACGAUUUUGAAGUCACUGGCUAGUGAAGAUAUAACUCAGGUCACACCAACGCAAGGUUUCAAUAUCAAAAGCGUUCAAAGUGAAGGCUUCAAACUCAACGUUUGGGAUAUUGGAGGUGCUCGGAAAAUCCGUCCCUACUGGAGAAAUUACUUCGAAAACACUGAUGUGCUUAUUUACGUAGUCGACAGUGCAGACUUGAAAAGGCUAGAGGAAACCGGACAAGAGCUAUCCGAACUUUUACUAGAGGAGAAAUUACGCGGAGUUCCGUUACUAGUUUACGCAAACAAGCAGGAUCUUGGGAAUGCGGUAACAGCUGCAGAAAUCGCGGAAGGGUUAGGACUUCACAAUAUAAAGGACCGAGACUGGCAAAUACAAGCGUGCAUUGCGACCGAGGGAAAGGGUGUGAAGGAGGGACUCGAAUGGGCCUGCAAGAGCAUUAAAAAAAAGUAAUACCAUCAAUACGUAGAACUGAAUUCAGCUAAGGAUUGAAAUAACGGAUAUAGAACAUCUGGAUAAUUUUGUACAUUUUACACGAUACUCCAUUUCGAAUUCUAUCUAAUAUUUACAAGACAAUUAUGAAUAUAAUGUAAAUAUAUUGCGGAUGAAUCAGAGUAAUGCCUCUUAAUAAUGAAAACCACAUCGUACUAAAUCAUUAUUGCACCAAAGUUGAGACAUUCAACGAAACCAAUCUAGUCAUUAAUCUUUGAUGUUGAAUUCGAAGAUUCACUCGGUUGAUGGAAUUCUCAAUCAUCAUUCAAUGUUUGAUUUUUCUCCACAUCUUCACCUCGAUGGAUAAGUAUAAAUCCGUCAGAUAAUAAAGAGCGUCGAAUCUUUUGAGAUAAAAUGUGACAUGAAGUGUAUUUUCUCUACACCCAUUAAAUAACCGACAAAUCGUCCAACA
Diachasma alloeum is the source of this 1063-nucleotide messenger RNA. Its product is annotated as ADP-ribosylation factor-like protein 3. Gene Ontology annotation, molecular function: GTPase activity; GTP binding. Gene Ontology annotation, cellular component: microtubule cytoskeleton; cytoplasm. Gene Ontology annotation, biological process: cilium assembly. The record is from RefSeq and is a predicted model, not a curated record. The coding region runs from base 70 to 612 and encodes 180 amino acids. The transcript is spliced from 5 exons. NCBI's taxonomy places the organism in Eukaryota, Metazoa, Arthropoda, Insecta, Hymenoptera, Braconidae.